Molecule: messenger RNA, 657 nt
Organism: Nanorana parkeri
Lineage: Eukaryota; Metazoa; Chordata; Amphibia; Anura; Dicroglossidae
Product: apoptosis-associated speck-like protein containing a CARD
Exons: 4
Coding region: 1-657 (218 amino acids)
Biological process (GO): regulation of apoptotic process
Source: RefSeq, a predicted model, not a curated record
AUGGAGAAGACAUUGCAGGAUCACCUGCUCCGGGCUUUAAACGAAUUGGAAAGUAACAGUUUUAAGAGCUACCAAAACAAAUUAACUGAUUGCAGGAUUAAGGAGGGCUAUGAAAGGAUCCCCAGAGGGAAGCUGGAGAAUAAAGACCGCGAAGACCUCGUCAAACUGAUCUUCCAAUACUAUGGGGAUUCAUACGGUCCGGAACUUACUGUAGGCGUUCUAAAGGCCAUCAAUGAGAACAACGUGGCAGCAGAUCUUCAGAAGCUUCUGGGAAAAGAAUCUUCUGCUUCUGCCUCAAGACCCAAAAUACACUUUGUGGAUCAACAUCGGGAGGCUCUGAUAAAAGGGGUGGCCCUGGUAGAUCCCAUCCUGGAUAGCCUUAUGUCUGCAAAUCUGCUGACUUACGAAGAUUAUUCCACAAUAAGGAGAGAGGGAACAUCUUAUGCGCAGAUGAGGAUGCUCUUCUACAAAUACGUCUGUUCCUGGGAGGAGCCUCAGAAGGAUCUCCUGAGACCAGUACCUCGUACCCGAAGAGCCUAUGCAGAGUUUGUCAUUGCUUUGUACAAUGAUAGUCUUUGCAAAUUACUGAACAGCCUCCAUUUGGACUUCCUUGUGGAGGCUUUUUGCAGAGAAACACAGAACAGGUUCCUGAGUUAG